GAAAGUAUUUAUAUCCACAUAGCGAUGGCUGGAGGUAGAGUGUUGUUACAUCGCGUGAUGACUGUGGUCUUCGGCGAAUAUAAACCCGAAAUACGACGAAGCGACUAUGUGUAAAUCUCGCAAGGUUCAAAAUUAUACACUGCUCGAACCGUCACUAGUUGCAAACGCUCGGUUUACAAUCAGUUUUCCGCGUCUCGUGGGGGUCGUUAUUUGUCUGUGGUUCCCAACAAUUAUCAUCAUCUACCCGUGCAUAGAUUUGUAAAAUUACAAGUACAGGGAAAAAAGUGAUAAAAUAGUGAGUUUCGUGGUAAGUGAAGCUUGGAUUGCGCUUCGGCUACCUUCAACCGGUGUGCGGUACAAGCUUUUGAGAUAAUGGCAGAGAAAGACUCGACUUCUCAGGACUCGUCGUCGGUCGACGACGGUAGCAUUAGAGAGCUAAAAAAAUUACGUAGCAGAUACGAAGGUCGAUUAAUGGCAUCGCUAUACAUGGCGAUACUCGUCAUUGCUGUGAUAGCCACAUCUAUUGCAUUACUGGCCUUCUGCAUCUUUCAUUUUUCUGAUAUGGCGCGCUAUCUUCUUCCAGUGCUUACUCUGGGGGUCAUUUUGAUGUCCUCGAUAUCACUUCUGAUAAUCACACGACUUGCAUCCCUAAUGUCGUCGGCUUGUGGUCAGAUUGUCAUUGGUUUAGUUUCUGCGGUCACCUUAGGUGGUGGCCUGCUUCUUUUGGAAGAACCCCUUUCGCUCUACGGUGGCAUUAUAGCCAUCCAUGCCGCACUGCCGGGACAUCGGGCUCCUCUUACUGCAGUAGCUUUACUUUUGACAUCGUUAAAGUUGGCAAAUUACUCGUUAAAAAUUAUAGACGGAAAUUCCUCACCGCUAUAUAUUCAAAUAAUUGCUGAGGCAUUGCUGUUAGCUAUGGCUAACGGAGCUGGUAUAUAUUACAGAGGACUAACAUCAAAAUCUCACAGACGUACAUUCUCGGGGACGAGUACAGUCAUUGAGUCCCGAAUAAAACUAGAGUAUGAACGUGAACAGCAAGAGCAGUUACUACUUAGUGUGAUACCAGCGUAUAUUGCUGCAGAGGUGAAAAGAAGUAUAAUGCUAAAGAUGGCUAAUGUGUGCCAGGACGUCAGUCAACACAAACAUACCAGAUUUCACGAAAUGUACGUCCAGCGUCACAAUAAUGUGAGUAUAUUGUAUGCGGAUAUUGUAAACUUUACUCCUCUCUCCGAAAAACUGUCCGCUUCCGACCUCGUGAAAACCUUGAACGAACUCUUCGGAAGAUUUGAUCAAAUAGCACAGGACAAUCAAUGCAUGCGGAUAAAAAUCUUAGGUGACUGCUACUACUGUGUUUCGGGACUUCCUGUGUCGCGGCCUAACCACGCGUAUAACUGCGUAAAAAUGGGAUUGGAAAUGAUCGAAGCAAUACGGUUUGUCCGUGAGGCAACAGGAUUUAAUGUGGGCAUGAGAAUUGGAAUUCAUACCGGGAACGUACUAUGUGGUGUUUUAGGUCUCAGGAAAUGGCAAUUUGAUGUAUGGAGCGAUGACGUUACUUUGGCAAAUCAUAUGGAAAGUGGCGGAUUGCCGGGGCGAGUCCACGUGUCAAAAGCAACAAUGCUUCAGCUUGGAGAUCGAUUUCAAGUAGAACCCGGAAAUGGAGGAUCCCGACAAAGCUACUUGGCUGAACACAAUAUUGAAACCUUUCUCAUCAUAUCGCCUAAAACGGAGUGUGAGGAACCGCGGUCUAGAAAUGGAAUUGAUCGAAUAUCAGGAGGAGAACAAGGCCCAGCACCAUCCAGAUCCAGACUAAGCAGCAGGAUGAAUAAGUACGUUGAAAGCUGGGGAGCUGACAAACCAUUCGCUAAUAUCGCAGAUUCGACUUUGGCCAAGAAUAUCGGACUUACGAGUAUCGCGAUGAUAGAAUCAAAUCUUCUCACCAGUACUACUAAUUGUCUCAACGUUAAGCAAUGGUGCAGCAAUAACGAGGAGAUGUCGGCGCUCACCUAUUGGUUUCGAGAAUUGGACAAAGAGCACCAAUACAGAGUGCAGCCAGAUCAGCAUUGCUCAUUUUACGUGAUGUCGUCUGUUAUCUUGUACUUGGGAAUUUUCUGCAUUCAAGCACUUCAUAUGCCCAAGAGUAUCAUCGUCUACGAGUGCCAUGGAUUCGGGGCAGCGUGUCUACUGAUAUUCGCAGCCACAUUUUGGUACACUAGAAAAACCAGCGGUGACAUCAAUACUGAAGCUCGAUUACCUCGGGUGGCAAACAGUCGGGGAUUCCGUAUCUUUGUUUAUCUAUUUACAGCUGUCUUGUCCGCCGCUAGUGCGAUCGUAGGAAUAAUAGAAGCUGGUGCUACAGAACGUGAUACACUUUUAAGGGUCCAGCAAUAUUCGUCGGCAUUGGCCCUUACAGUCAGCUGGACGCACUUGAGGGCGGGAUUUCUUUUAAAACUUUCGGUGAUGCUGGUCAGUGUUCUCGGUAUACUGGGAGCUAUGUCACAAGUGACACUACCAAGUUACACCGAAGCUUUGCAACCGAACAAUUUCUCGGAUAUCCCUUACCUUGCGCAAACGGCAUACCUAUUGAUGGUGGUGGUAUUGAUACUGCAUGUCUUGGAUAGACAAGUGGAGUACACGUCUCGCGCGGACUUUCUAUGGAAAAGCAAGUUGAAAGUCGAACAAGAUGAAGUUGAAACCAUGAGAGGAAUAAAUAAAAUUCUCCUUGAAAAUAUCCUUCCUGCACAUGUCGCUGAUCAUUUUUUAGCCAGCCGAGCAAUACAAAAACUGUACCACGAAAGUUACGACAGCGUUGCAGUUAUGUUUGCAUCAAUUCCAAACUACAAAGAAUUUUACGAUGAAACGGAUAUUAAUAAACAAGGACUGGAAUGCCUUAGACUGUUAAACGAAAUCAUUUGUGAUUUUGAUAAAUUAUUGUUGAAACCAAAAUUUUCUGGAAUUGAAAAAAUCAAGACGAUCGGUAGUACGUAUAUGUUGGCUUCCGGUUUGAGUCCUGGUCAGGAAGACGAUCAUCGAAGUGAUCCUAAGAAGCAGCAGGAUCACAACGUCAUAGUUAUGGUCGAAUUUGCUUUGGCCCUGAUGACCAUACUCGAUCAGAUCAACAAAGAUUCGUUUCAACGAUUCAAACUUAGGAUUGGCUUAAAUCACGGUCCAGUAAUCGCCGGAGUCGUGGGUGCUCAAAAACCGCAGUAUGACAUCUGGGGUAACACGGUGAAUGUUGCGUCCCGAAUGGACAGCUGUGGUGUGGUAGGAAAGCUUCACGUUACCGAGGACACGGCAGUCGUUCUCCAAAAUGCUGGCUACAAAAUUAUCCAUCGAGGGCCGACCUACGUCAAGGGAAAGGGCACGCUGACGACCUAUUUCGUAGGGACGCCGUUCGACGGUCGUGUGGAGGAGGACUGGGACCACUAUCCCAAAGGCUGAGUUCCUCGUGACUCGUGAUCAUCGCUAAUAACAAUAGGUUUGAUCGACAAAAAACUAAUAAAAAAAUUCUGCCCGAGUCUAUUAAAAUGCUGAAAAUAAAUAGUCUUUUCGUCGAACUUAGUGUCGACCUACCCUUGGAGCUUCGCAUAUUCCAGUACAAGUGCAUUUCAGUAGAAGCUCAGUUCGAUCAUUUAUCGGAAGUUUCUGUAGUUGAUAAUUAUAACUAUAUUCUGCGUGACACUUGUUAUGUAACGGUCGUCUUUUCAUGAAAUACAGACGUGCUCUAUA
Molecule: messenger RNA, 3726 nt
Organism: Athalia rosae (coleseed sawfly)
Lineage: Eukaryota; Metazoa; Arthropoda; Insecta; Hymenoptera; Athaliidae
Gene: Adcy2
Product: adenylate cyclase type 2
Exons: 19
Coding region: 373-3438 (1021 amino acids)
Biological process (GO): intracellular signal transduction; adenylate cyclase-activating G protein-coupled receptor signaling pathway; adenylate cyclase-inhibiting G protein-coupled receptor signaling pathway
Cellular component (GO): plasma membrane
Molecular function (GO): adenylate cyclase activity
Source: RefSeq, a predicted model, not a curated record